AUGGCCAAUGGCGCCGAACCAGUCGCCAUCGAGACGCUCGUCGCGCCGUCGAAUUAUACGCUCAAGAUGGAUUUGCGGUUGAUUCCUAUACUGGGAUGUACAUAUACCGUUUUGUUCCUCGACCGGACGAACAUUGCAAAUGCACGCAUCGAAGGCCUGGAAAAAGGCCUCAAUAUGCCUCCGCAGGGUUACAACACGUGCAUAUGGAUCUUCUUCAUUCCCUUUGUGCUGAUAGAGAUCCCAUCAAACAUGAUCAUGGGCCUACCGCGCGUGAAACCGAAUGUCUUCCUGGGACUCAAUAUGUUGAUCCUCGGUGUCGUGGCCAUGUGUCAGGGGUUGACACAUAGUUAUGGGGGACUGUUGGCGCUGAGGUUUCUGAUGGGGAUUUUCGAGGCGACUUUGCCUGCUGGUGCGGCGUUCUUGAUUGGAGAGUAUUAUACGAGGAAAGAGGCUGCGUUGCGAUUUGCCUGCUUCUUCACCUUCGGCGUGCUGGGUCCUUGUGUCAGCGGUCUACUUGCCUACGGACUUCGAAACAUGCACGGAAUAGCCGGAAAAGAAGGCUGGAGAUGGAUCUUCAUCAUCGAAGGCCUCUUCACAAUCUUCAUCUCCUUCUUCGUCUUCCUCCUCGUCCCGGACUUCCCCGAGAAGACCAAAAUCCUCUCCCCAAAGGAAAAAGCCCACCUCCUCCAGAAACUGCGCCUCGACAAAGGCGACCAGAAACUCGACCUCAAAUCCGUAAACUGGUUCAAAGUCCUCUCUGACUACAAGAUUUGGUUCCCCACACUAAUGUUCUUCUGCUGCGACAUGACCGCGGCCUCGAUAUCCUCGUUCCUCCCGACCAUCCUGACCGAACUGGGCUACCGCGCCGCCAUGGCCCAAGUCCUCAGCAUCCCCAUCUGGCUCACAGGCAUCCUCUUCCAAGUGACGGGCGGCUUCCUCUCGAGCCGCACAGGCCGACGCUUCCCCUUCGUCCUCGCGGGCAUCGCCUUCGUCCUCGUCGGCUGGAUCAUCCAACUCGUCUACAGCACCCACCGCGGCUCCGGCUCCGGCGUCGGCGUAGGGGUCCGCUACUUCAGCCUCUUCGCCAUGAGCGGCGGCACGUUCCUGCAGAUGAGCAUGACGACGGCGUGGAUGACGAAUAACCUGCGCGGCAGGGCGAGUGCGGCCGUGGGCACGGCAAUUAUUCUUGGCCUAGGAAACUGUGCCAACUUCGUCGCGGCGAAUGUGUUUUUGAAGACGGAGGCGCCGUUUUAUAAAACCGGGUUUGCGACCGGGUUGGGGGUUACGGUGUUGGGGGCUGUGGCGUGUUUGGUGUUUGUGGGGUUGCUUUGGGGGCAUAAUAGGAGGGUGAGGGCGAGGAGGGAGAGGAGGGGGCAGGAAGGCGUCGGUGAGGUGGAUGAUCAGGUGGAGUAUCUUUAUCAGUAUUAG
Molecule: messenger RNA, 1428 nt
Organism: Westerdykella ornata
Lineage: Eukaryota; Fungi; Ascomycota; Dothideomycetes; Pleosporales; Sporormiaceae
Product: MFS general substrate transporter
Exons: 6
Coding region: 1-1428 (475 amino acids)
Biological process (GO): transmembrane transport
Cellular component (GO): plasma membrane
Molecular function (GO): transmembrane transporter activity
Source: RefSeq, a predicted model, not a curated record